Daphnia carinata is the source of this 577-nucleotide messenger RNA. RefSeq names its product MIP18 family protein galla-2-like (gene galla-2). Bases 50 to 526 code for a protein of 158 amino acids. Gene Ontology annotation, biological process: iron-sulfur cluster assembly. The record is from RefSeq and is a predicted model, not a curated record. NCBI's taxonomy places the organism in Eukaryota, Metazoa, Arthropoda, Branchiopoda, Diplostraca, Daphniidae. Gene Ontology annotation, cellular component: cytosolic [4Fe-4S] assembly targeting complex. The transcript has 3 exons.
GAUUUGUAGUUCUGCCAUACGCAAAAUCGCAGUUAGAUAGGAGCAUAAAAUGACUACUAAAGGAAUCGAGAAUGUUAACCCACAGCGAUUUGUCAAAAAGACUAAAAGAGAAGUUACGAUAGAAGAAGAAGACGAAUCUGUUAAGGACCCUAUAGAUGAAAGGGAAAUAUUCGAUUUAUUAAGGGAUAUUAGUGAUCCUGAACAUCCAAUGUCACUUGAAGAACUGAAUGUUGUACAAAUUACAAACAUUGAAGUCGAUGAUCAUAAAAACAGUGUGAAAGUCUUUUAUACUCCAACUAUUCCUCACUGCAGCAUGGCAACAUUAAUAGGACUAUCCAUCAAAGUUUGCCUUCUAAGGUCACUACCUCCCAGGUUUAAAGUGGAAGUGAACAUUUCACCAGGUUCUCAUGCAUCUGAAGAAGCUGUUAACAAACAGCUAGCUGACAAAGAGAGAGUUUCUGCUGCUUUGGAAAACAGUAACUUGUUGGAAGUUGUCAAUCAAUGCAUAGUCAAAAGUUUAGAGUGACCCUUUUUAUCAAUUUCAUAUGAGAUGAAAAUGCAAUUUGUUUUAAUGGAA